AUUUAGGAUUUUAUGAUAUAAUGCGCAUGUCAAGUAAUGGCAGCCCCCACAUGAAAAGAGCAUGGGAGAAGAUAAUCUAACUGUGGUUAACGUAUCAGGCUCCAGUAUCGUUAAAUACAAGCCUGUGUUCUCUGCAGAUUCAAAAUGCUUGUUCGUUUUGUCUGGAAAAAACAUCAAGGUAUACAAUGUUAACAGCGGAGAAUGUAUGCACUACUUAAUCGGUCAUUAUGACGAAGUCACGGGCGCCUUGGUCAACCCAAAGAAUAAACUUCAGCUCUUUAGCUCCUCCUUAGAUGAGACCAUUAUACUUUGGGACUCUGCAGAUGGAGUUAUUUUGAAGCGUUACUCCCUCCAUGCUCCAAUAUACGGCCUCAUUGGGUUUACAAAAGAUGAAAGUAAUAUUUAUGUCAUGGUUCGCUGGUAUCCGAAAGGAGUGGAUGACAAGAUUCCUACACAGGAUCAUGAUAUCAGUGAAUACGACCCUAAAACUGGAUCACUUACCAUGCGACUGAAGAAAGUUCUAAAGAGAAGACUUGUUGAUGUAGGGGCAAAGGGAAGAUAUCUUGUGGAAGGCAGAAAGAAAAAAGUAAUCGUUUAUGACUGCAAGACUUCAGAAAUCAUCAUGCAUAGUUUAAAAGACGACUUUGACAAAGAAAUCUCAUGUGUAGCAUGUCACCCAACAGAAGACAGUUUUGUUACAGGGUGUGAUAAUGGCAAGAUUAUUUACUGGUGGAAUUUCUUGACUAGGAAUGGGGUGGUGAAGUCAACGUACAGCUGGCACGCACUUCCUGUGUUGGACGUACAUUUCACAGCCGAAGGUUCACAGUUGCUUAGUGGAGGGCAUGAAUGUGUUUUGGUGAAAUGGAAAUACAAUUCUAAGGAGAGAGAAUACCUGCCUCGUCUGAGGGCCCCUAUUGAUCAUGUGAUCUGUUCCCCUGACAACCAGAUAUUUGUCACCUGUCACCAAGACAACUGUGUGAACUUAAUCUCCAACACCUUUGAGUUGCUGAACGUGAUUGACGGUCUGUCCCUGUGUCACCUGCAGUCUCAGGUGUUGGUCAGGAGGUCAGUCCGUCUGUUGUACGACCCCCGGACCAAGGCCCUGGUCACCAACGGAAGGGUGGGGCACCUACAGUUCUAUUCCAUAGAGGCUGACAGACAACUCUACAAUCUUGACAUUGUACAAGAGAAUUACACAUCACCUGAGGACCUUUCUAAGCCGCUCUACCCCACAGAGGUCACAAACGCAGCCUUCAGUAGUCAUGGUGACUGGUUAGCAACAGUCGAUAUGUGGGACGAUGGGGUCAUGACCCCAGACAUACAACUCAAAUUCUGGAAGUACCAGGUCGAAUCACAAGAGUAUGCCCUCAAUACAGUUGUCCAUUACCCUCAUGACAAGAAGGUAGUGGAUCUUAAGUUCCGUCCCCAUGGCGACGACCUGGAUGUAGUUCAUAGUGUGGUGACCUCAAGUGUGGAUGGGAAAUUUAAAACCUGGACACUUGUUGACGACACAGAUAUUUACAGAAAGAACAGUAAGUGGGUGUGUGACAGUGUGGGGUACUACAGGGACCGCCCCGCGGGUCCCCUGGGGUUCUCCGAGGACGGGUCACUGCUGGGGGUGGGGUUCUCCUCCACCCUCACCGUGUGGGACUCGGACACAAACGUCCUCAGACACUGCUUCCUGACUCAGUCCAACUCAUCAAACAUCAAACACUGUGAAUUUGGACAUCAUUCCUGUUGCCACCUGUUGGUCAGUCUGUCCUCAGAUUUAUUGUGUGUCUGGAAUCUUCUCACCUGUGCAGUGGUCUGGAGUGUAAACUUAGAAGCUAAUGUUCUGGCAGCUGAUCCAUUAUCUCCUUACAUGGCAGUCGUUGACAACGAUCAGAAAUUGUAUGUCUUUAAGCCUUUAAGUCCAGACAUUGUGUAUUCCAAGCCCUCUAUAUCCAAAUCCACAGUCACUUGUGCAAUAUUCCUACCUCAAAAAAAGAAGAGUUCUAACAAGGGGACACAAGUAGAUUGGCAGAAGUCUUCACAGUUGUACUUUUUCAAUGAAGAACAAGAACUUCUCUCCAUUGUCAGUGAAGAGGAGGAGAGGAAAAUGAACACACUGGACUCAAGAGCCAUACAAGAGAACCUGCCCUCCACUGCCAUCAGCGUGUUCCUGGGGGGUGAGAGGAAGGCCCUAGAGGACCGGGAGAGACAGAUAGAGAGAAGUCUCCCCUCCAACAUCACGAAACAGAUUUUGGACUCGGCUCCCCAUGCCCAGCCCCCAGUCGUUUCCCUUUGUUUGCCAUUCUUGCAGUCCUUGAUUGGGAAAAAACAAACAAAACGAGGGACAGAGGAAGAGGAUGAGGAAGAAGAAAUGGAUGAAGUGAAAUCUCAAGACUCUGACUCAGACAUGGAAGUAGAGCAAUUCCACAAUUCAAUGAAAAGUGAUUCCCAGAAUCCUGUGCAAGAAAACAAGGAUUUUGAUUGGUUGAAUGACUUGCAUAAAUCUCAGAGUAAAGAUGAUUUAAAUCCUGUAGUUUUACGCACAACAGAUUGGAUAUCUGAAUUAAAUACGUGAUUGGAAGCACA
This is a messenger RNA of Magallana angulata, 2577 nucleotides long. Its product is annotated as WD repeat-containing protein 75-like. Gene Ontology annotation, molecular function: RNA binding; protein binding. The coding region runs from base 62 to 2566 and encodes 834 amino acids. The record is from RefSeq and is a predicted model, not a curated record. The transcript has 19 exons. Gene Ontology annotation, cellular component: nucleolus. Lineage: Eukaryota; Metazoa; Mollusca; Bivalvia; Ostreida; Ostreidae. Gene Ontology annotation, biological process: positive regulation of rRNA processing; positive regulation of transcription by RNA polymerase I.